This is a messenger RNA of Fusarium graminearum PH-1, 627 nucleotides long. RefSeq lists its product as uncharacterized. NCBI's taxonomy places the organism in Eukaryota, Fungi, Ascomycota, Sordariomycetes, Hypocreales, Nectriaceae. The coding region runs from base 1 to 627 and encodes 208 amino acids. The transcript is spliced from 3 exons. The record is from RefSeq and is a predicted model, not a curated record.
AUGAAGUUCCUCUCUAGCCUCCUUACUGUUCCAGCUCUUGUAGCAGGACGAUAUCUUAGUGAUGAGGUCAGCUCUGGGACUUCGACUCACUACGGCGGCAACGUCGGAGGAGGCGCUUGUGGACUUGUUGCCUAUACCAUUCCUUCUGGCAUCUAUGGAACUGCGUUCUCUGGACCCAACUGGAAUACUGCAGGUGUCUGUGGUAACUGUAUUGAGGUCACUGGUCCAACAGGAAAGAAGAUCAAGGCUAUGAUCGUUGAUAGGUGUAAUGAGUGCAACAAGGGACACUUGGAUCUCUUUGAGGACGCUUUCACAGCUGUAGGCGUUUACCCUAAAAUGUAUGCUUAUUUGAUCACUAACCUUAUUGUAGGAACGAGUCCUUACUGGUUCUCUAUGCAAGUUCGCAACAGCAACCUUCCUAUCAAGAGCCUCGAGGUCAGCACUGACAAUGGCAAGUCAUGGAUUGGAACCACUCGAAAGGAGUACAACUUCUUUGAAAACCCCAGCGGCUUCAGAACCGAUACGGUUGAUGUUAGGGUCACCAGCUCUACCGGCAGCACUAUCAUCGUCAAGGGUGUCAGUGUCAAGCCGCAGACUGAGUUCAAGGCUGCCUCCAACUUCCCUUAA